Molecule: messenger RNA, 10511 nt
Organism: Podarcis lilfordi (Lilford's wall lizard)
Lineage: Eukaryota; Metazoa; Chordata; Lepidosauria; Squamata; Lacertidae
Source: the annotation of a GenBank genome assembly
AUGACAAGUCUCUCUACUUCAUUGGCCACUAUCAACAUGAGGUCACAAUGGCCAGGAGAGGAUAGGAAAAAACCAGACCACAGCAGGCUGUGUGUGCAGAUGGUAGAUGCAGGUGUUGCCUGGCACCCCAAAUUCAAUGGUGAGCCUUCAAAGUCCAGUAGCUGUCGCAGGUUGAGGGCAGAGUAGAGAGAAGAGAUGGACUAGGCAGCAACUGAUGGGCAAAGCAGCAGUAGAACAGCCAAGAGGUACCUCGGGUUACAGAUGCUUCAGGUUACAGACGCUUCAGGUUACAGACUGUUAACCCAGAAAUAGUACCUCGGGUUAAGAACUUUGUUUCGGGAUGAGAACAGAAAUCACGCAGCGGCGGUGUGGCAGCAGCGGGAGGCCCCAUUAGCUAAAGUGGUGCUUCAGGUUAAGAACAGUUUCAGGUUAAGAACGAACCUCCAGAACAAAUUAAGUUCUUAACCUGAGGUACCACUGUACAGAAGAAAGGAAGAAUAGGAGAAAGCACCCAGCACUUGGAGAGGAAGAGAGAAGGUAAUUUGGACAGGAGUAGCAAUGCUCACCUGAUUUCUUAUUCUUCUGGUAAGUUUCACCAUUUCUGCAUAUUCCAUAAGUUUUUGUAUCCAUCCUUCCUUUGCUGGGACUUCUGCUUUUUUCCAUUUUGGGCAAGUAACAUUCUUGCCACUGUAGUAGGAUACAUGAAUAGGUAGUUAUAUCCCUAUAAUUCCCCAAAGUAAAGCUUCUGGUUUUGUUUACAAAAGUUAUUUUAAAUAUCCUUUUCAAUUCAUUAUAUAUCAUUUCCAAUAGCUUUAACUAUGAUAUUACUGGGAACGGAUUCAAUGGUGCCAUUGUUAAAGCCAGUGUUUGUUUGUUUGUUUGUUUUCUGGGGGGAAUGCAGGGGUACGCAUACCCCUAAACAUUUUGUGAAUCUUUCUACUUUUGUCCAUUUACUGUAUUUAUUUUCCCCAAUUUAAACUAUAAAAUGGUGGUUUUCUUGAGUCAAAAUGAGAGUACCCCAAAGCAUUUCUUUGGGGGGGGGGGAAGCACUGGUUAAAGCUAUUGGAAAAGUGUAGCAGUUCGAUGGCAUCUCCAAUUGAAAGGCUUGUCAGAGAUCCUGGAGAGCCUCUGCUCAUCAGAGGAGGUGACAGUGGAUUCUCAUCAGGCGUAGGGAAGCUGUGACCCUCCAUUGGCCAUGCUAUCUGGGACUGAUGUGAUAUGGAGUCCACAGAGUCCCAUAUCCCUGGAUUAGAUGGGAAAGUGUUCUAGCACAUUGUAAUACGGGUUUAUGUGUUCAGGGAUGACCUGUGAACCCGUAAGAGAAGGGACAGACUGUGCCCAAAUAGCACCAUCCUACAGAGCUACCGGGGAUGUGGGUGGCGCUAUGGAUUAAGCCACAGAGCCUAGGGCUUGCUGAUCAGAAGGUCGGCGGUUCGAAUCCCUGCGACGGGGUGAGCUCCUGUUGCUCAGUCCCUGCUCCUGCCAACCUAGCAGUUCAAAAGCACGUCAAAGUGCAAGUAGAUAAAUAGGUACCGCUCUGGCGGGAAGGUAAAUGGCAUUUCCGUGCACUCCUCUGGUUUGCCAGAAGUGGCUUAGUCAUGCUGGCCACAUGAACCGGAAGCUGUAUGCCGGCUCCCUCAGCCAGAGUCGUCUGCGACUGGACCUAAUGGUCAGGGGUCCCUUUACCUUUACAGAGCCACCACUGGAUGCAACCCUGUAGCUUGAUGAUGCUACAUGUAUAAUGAGACUCCAAGGUCAAAUUUCUUGGGACUCGAAUGCACCUCCAGCUCAUUAAGGUUUUUGCAAAUAGCAAUCAUGGGUGUGUAUGGAUCUGGAUCGAGACCCCAGGGCAGUGCUGUCAUUGAAGGCUUAGCAGGCACCCCAGACAGGAAGCUAGGAAAAAAAACUUCAGUCUCUCUUAAGCAAAAGCAGAAGAGGAACCUUAUGACUUCAUCCAUGAACCACUAAGUCCAGCGCCACCUAGGGACUAGAUCAUAUUAUUGCACAGUCCACCCAGGAGGAAAGGUUAACCCUUUUUUUCCUGUGCCAUUUUCCUGAUGAAAUCACCCGCCUCCGUGAUCCUGUUUCUUCUGGCUGGAAAGGUAUGUGUGUCCAAGUCAUGCUAGCAAGUAAUAUUUUACUUGCCAUUCAUGCUGCAACUGGAACAAUAUUAUUUGCUAAACAGGAAGAGCUACACCCAUUUAGGACUCAUGGUUAUUCAGUUUAAUUUUGACAAUGUUGCUUUUUUACUGCCUAAUCAAGUGAUCAGUCGGUUAAAGGCAGCACAGUUGAUCAGCUGGAAAUUUUAAUCAAUUGGCAUUCCCCAGGUUUCAUGUGUCAACAAGAACAUUAUUAAUUUCCCAUUUCUUCUCCCUCAGACUUGUAAAAGGAACCACCCACAGCUUGAAAACAAUGCGCCCAGUGGCUUUCUUUCAUUACAGUCUUGAAAAAAUAGAUCAGGAGAGCAGGGGAGCAGAGUGUCUCAAAAAAGAAAUGCAUAUGGUUGAUAAUGUCUUUGAUAAACAGCAUUUUGUGAAGAAUAAAGUGGAAAUAAAGAGAUUGGAUACCCCCCCUCCAUAGUGCCACAGUUAUUAUUAUUACUAUUAUUCACUGAAUUUAUAUACCACCCUAUAGCCGGUUAAAUAUACUGCACAGGAAGGAAGGCGAUGUAGAGACACACAUGCCCAAUGUUGAAGAAAACUCAGCCUAUGCUUAACACACUAGGCUAAUUGUUUGAGAACAGCUUAUCUGUUUGGAAAUGUGACCCCGUCAAUAUUGUCAAGGUCAUUGGAACUGGUGUCAGUUUGCUAAAUAGAGGAUUGGCUUGUAAAAUGAAAUAUGUUUUGCAAGAAACUCUGUUCCCAUCACUUUAAGAACUGAAGCUAGAAAUUGAGUAUGUUGGAAUAGAGAAUGCUAACAAUACUUUGUACCUAUGUUGUACCUUGGAGAGGACGUGUAAUUGUAAGCUACUUUGGGAUCCAAUGUGGACUGAAAAAAAGGUUAUAAUCAUAAUCAAUCAAUAAAUAAAAUAACCCAAAGAUGAAACAAAUACAAAAAUGUAUUCGUUAAUGUAACAGAAAUGUAAAUGAGAUAUAGCAUGGCCUCAAAUGAUUGAAAUGAAGGUUGUGCACCAGCCACAAGAUUUGCUUCAGACUCCAAAUUGGCACUCUGGAAAAGAGCAUGGUUGGGUGAGAAGCACUUUGGAAGUAGUUCAGUUUGUCUCAGCAUCCAAAUCCUGAUUCAGAAAAACUUUAAUUUACCACCUCUCCCCCCCCACAACCCACUCACUGUUGUGGGCAAAAAACCGGCUAUAGCUACUACUACAACAACACAACAUUGGAUUUGCAUAUUCUUAUUCCUACUAUUACAAUUUUAAUUUAUUACCUGCCUUUCACCCUAAGGAGACAUAUAAUCCUGUCAGUUAUAGGUCUCUCUCUGCACCCUGGCAUUUUCGUUACAUGGCAAGUUUGGGGAUAAUCAUUUCUGCUUUUAACAUCUAAAUUUACAAAACACCUCAAGGUGCUUUAAAAGCCUUUGCUUCAGUUUGGGACAGUUCCAUUUACAUCCAGCCCCAAAUCUGUCUAGAGCAGCAGACUUUGGUGUGGGAUUUGCCCUAAUUUACACACAUCCUUAAUUGAUAUGAUUUAGUGCAGGGAUGGGGAAGCAGUGUUCCUUCAAAUAUUUUGGGUUUUCCAUGGCAAAUGGUUAAAGAUGAUGGAAGUUGCAGUCCAACAACAUCAGGAGAGCGGGAUUCCCCAUUCCUGAUCUAGAGAUAUCCAAAAUAUUCUGACUGUUCUCGUAACUGGAUGGUAAUAUUUACAUGGGUGGGAUUCAACUAAUGAAUCCCGUCAGUGGAAAGCCAUGCAUAAGGACUUCUGCUUGUGCAAUAGGGCUUUCUUCAGCCUGAGGCAGUUCACACAAUGACCUGUUCAUAGCAGAAAAAUGUGCUACAAUCUGGAAUCGUUCACACUUGUCUUCUAUAAGAAAGGAAGAUGAUGGUGCUUUCAAUAAAGAUUGCUUAUAGGUCCUGUCUCCCGCAAAGGUGGGUAUGAUCUCUUAAUUAGGUUAUCCUUCAGUAAUAAUAAUAAUAAUAAUAAUAAUAAUAAUAAUAAUAAUAAUAAUUUAUUAUUUGUACCCUGCCCAUCUGGAUGGGUUUCCCCAGCCACUCUGGGUGGCUUCCAUAGAAACCAAAAAUACACUAAAAUAUUCAGUAUUCAGUAUACCUGAAGGAGCAUCUCCACUCCAUAUCUAUCUAUCUAUCUAUCUAUCUAUCAUCUAUCUCUCUAAAAUCCUGACCCAGUGAUAAUAAUUUAUAAAAUACUUGAUUGCAUUUAUAUUUACUCGCAAUCUCAUUUAUAGUUCAGAAGCCCCAAAAUACUGUCUGUGGUUUAAGGCAGGAUUCAGGACUGGGUAGCCUUCAUUCGUAGAAUGUUUAGGAAAUGUGAGGGUUGAAUUAAAUAGAUAGAGAUGGAUGGACGGAAGGACAGACAGACAGAUAGGCAAUGAAUCCAGUUGGUGAUCUUGGACACAGGAAAGAGCUUUUGAACCAGUGGACGUCUCCACUAAUAGAAAAAGAGGGAAUGCAGUUCACUCCCACCCCUGUAGUUCUUCACAUCACCUUCAACCGUUUUGGAGUUUCCUCCAGUUUUCUAAGGCUGAUAGGUGGGGAUCGGUGGCUGUGUGAGAAAAUGAUAAUCAGAAAUGCCCUAUAUUCUUUUUCUCUAUUAGCAGAGGCAUCUGCAGGAUCAAAAGCCCUUCUGUAAGCACAAAGACACCUAUCAGAUCUCGAUCUGUAUAUGUAUGUGUAUAAGCAUAUUUUCUUUCUCAUAGGCUAGUUUUGCAGAUUCCAGACCUUAAUAGGUCUCUUGACUGCACAUCAAAACUCCAUUAUCACAAAGAACUGUUGCUAAAUUCCUUUAAGACACUUACACUCAUAGAGAAGUUUCACCAGCCUUCCUUAUCGGAAAAGAGUCUUGGCUUGAAAUCAAGCAGGCCUUUUGGGUUUAAAAUCUGACAGGCUUCAAAGUCUCCGUUACGAGCACAAAAACUCAACCAAUCCCAUAGUGGAGUAGUGAUUUUCCUGCCGCCCAGACUAGAGUAUAUCAUGCUGUAUGGAUUAAGCAGCUUAGAGACUGGCAGCCAUAAAGCAUUCUCUGCAGGCUCUGAUGUGGCUUUGGGGGGGAAAAGGUUUGGCAGGCACUUAUGCCACAUUUGCCUAACAACUAAAGCAAAUUACUGGUAACAUGAGAAACUUGCAAAGAUCUCGCUGCCAUUAAGAAGUUGCUUUUGAGACAACGGUAUCAGCCCACCGAUAAGGUAUCAUAAAAAACCCUACCAUCUCCACCCUUUACCAUCACCAGCUGCAGCUUAGUCAGAGACAGGGGAAUGCCAGAAGGCAAAGAUUCGUAAAAGGGAAAGGUAGAUUGCAAAGAGGACUAGGCCAUUUCAAUUUGGAGUUGGGAAGAAAGGCAAGCGGAAGAGAAAUCAUGCAGAAAGGUCACUUGGCCUUGAGACGGUAAGGGUCACCCAGCGCAACAGCACAGAAAGACCAGAGGUGGGAAAUGAAAACUACUGGCUCUCUCAUGAUACAAAGAGAGGACUUUAACAGGGUGGCAUCUUUUGAUGUAAAGAAUAUUUUAAAGAAGAGCCUGCUUUUAUUUAAGACAGACGCACACACUUCAUUUUUGACCCCCAAGGCGGUUGGUUUGUUUGUUUUGCAGAAGAUUUAACUGAGUCCCUGUGCAAGGACUUCUGCUUCUGCAAUGGGGCUUUCCCACCUCUCCUACCCCUGGGUGCCCUACAAAGUUGGCUCAGGAUGUGUAUGUGUGUCUGGAGACCCCUCAAAACAUUGGAUUGGGGAGGAGAGGGGGGAAUCGUUCCAUCUGGCAAGCCGAAAUGCUUGUGCUGACAGUCAGCAGCGCACAAUAUUGAAUUCCUCCCAUAGGGUGGCAUCCAAUUAAAAACUUCUGUUUUCACAAGGAUUUCCAUUUGCGCGACAGAAAUCCCCCUCCCUCUCCUUUCCCCGUGCCAUGUCCAAAUCUGCUCAGGAGAGCUGGAAGGACUCCCAGAACAGAUUUUUUUUGGGGGGUGGGGGGUGGGAGUGGGCACAUGGGGAGAGGAGAAAGUUGCACUGCGCAGCCAGAAGUCCUUGCACUAACGGAGCUACUUCAUUUGAUGCUUUUAUUUAUUUAUUUAUUUAUUUAUUUAUUUUGUAACAAUGUUUGUAACCUGCCAACUCAUAUGGGGGGGGGGAAUCAUGGCGGUGUACAAUAAAGUCAAUUAAACUUCUUGAAAUGUCAUAAGAUGUUUGCCCAUUAAUUCAACAGGGCAUUCUCUGAUAAUUGCGUGAACAGGCAGAGUCCCACAGAUCCCGGGCGCCACGCCACCCCCGUCAUGUGGAAUAACGACUCAAGACAACGUGCUAUGGGAUUAAAUUGGCCACAACUUUAUUAUAUUUCAAAUGUGGGUAGACCUUGGCUUAGGCAUUGGGCGUUAUCCCUCCCCAGUCCCCAGCCGGGGACAUAGGGAACAUCAGGGUUAUCCAGUGUGUGGGGGGGGAUGGGCCGGCUCUGGAGAACAUAUGUUCAAGCAGAGAUAGCCGCCCCCGUUAUGCCGCCGUCGCAGGGGAGAGCAAUGACGACCUCUAGGCAUAAGGUGAAAGCCUCUCCUCAAAACCCCCUUUAACGGGGAACCCUGGUAUCGCAGCAACAAAGAGGAAGGGGGUGUGGGUCACCGCUGCAUGCCCCCCCAUUCAGGGAAGAUAGACUAAAGGAUUCCACACGACGGAGUGAGCUCCUGUUGCUCCGUCAAAACUAGUAGUUUGAAAGCAUGCCAGUGCAAGUAGCUAAAUAGGUACCACUGCGGUGGGAAGGUAAACGGUGUUUCCGUGCACUCUGGUUUCUGUCAUGGUGUUCCAUUGUGCCAGAAGCGGUUUAGUCUUGUUGGCCACAUGACUCAGAAAGCUGUCUGUGGACAAACGCCGGCCCCCUCAGCCUGAAAGUGAGAUAAGCGCUACAACUCCAUAGUCACCUUUGACUAGACUUAACUGUCCAGGAGUCCUUUACCUUUUACCUUUUACCUUUUUAAAUGCUUAAUGCCCUUCACUUUGUCAAUGCAUCCUCCUCAUUCAAAGACAAAUCAAUUGGCAUUUUCCCUUUGCUUUCUAAUUUUUCUCCCCAACUACAGGACAUGGAUACUUUAUACCUAAAGCAGCCACGUCCAAAGUCCUUUUGGGGGGCCUUAUCUGGCCUUCCAGUUCAACCCUAAAAAUAGUUCAACAACUCUUUGAGGUAAAACCAUAAAAAAGCUCACAAAUUCAAUCCUAAAAAAAAAAAAAAGGUUAACAACUUUGGUCGGCCCUCAUGACCUUUCACUUCAUCAAAUCUGGCCCUCUUUGACACCACUGACCUAAAGCAUUUACCUUAGUGCUUUCCAGUAGUGAACAGCACUGUGGGGCUGUGUCUUUUAAUCGACCUCCUGACAAGGGAGUCACUGCUGUUUACCAGGAGGAAGAUGGGAAGAGAAAUGCAGCAGAGAGGUUAGUGCGGUGCCACGACACUGGUGGAGCCAACAUGGCAGUGUUUGCACUGCACUGACCUUCCUGGUGCCUUGCCCAUCGUGCUCUCCUUCCCAAUAAGCAGCAACAACUCAGUUGUCAGGAGAUCAGACAAGUGCUUCCAAUCUAUCCUGCCGUCCGCGGCUGGUACUGUGUACCCCAACCAUCUCCCCCAUGGCUCACAGAGAUAAUACUCAGUCCUGCUAAUUAAGAUCCUUUAACCUUCUGCAUGCAAAGCAUGAAGCUAUGGUCCCUGUAAUUGCACCCUUUUGCAUUUAUUAUUCUUGUCUUUUAUUCUAAUUUUAAAGUCUUGGUAUGUUUUGUAAGCUGCUCCCACCCCACCCCAAAUUUUGUGUUUUGGGUGUUUGUAGUAAGCCACUUUGGACACUGUGGGAAAGUGGCAUAUAAAUUGAUUAAGCUAAUCAUGAACAUUAAUUGCCUCCACGCUAAUAAUGUCUCCCUUUGCCCCUAAUAAUGCUCUUCAAAUGGAAGUGAUUUCCUGUGGGGAAGAAAUACAGCCGUGUGUGUACAUUUGCCCUCACUCUCACCCCUCAUAUUUAUUUAUUUACGUUUUCAUUUUAAAAAAUACUUUGUGGUUUUCUUUCGAUAUUUCCCAAUUAAGUUGCCUAAGGUAGGGAGAGAAUGGCAAGAUCCUCUCAGUAUAUUUUUUCUAUAAUUCUUUACAAGGUCCUCUGUGACUUUGGUUAAUUGUCACAUUGCAUAGCCCUUUUAUUUUUGUUCUUUAAAAAAGUGAAAGAGAACCUCAUUUACCUUAGGUAUAGGAAUUUUAAUGUAGGAAGCGAGAUGGUUUAUUCAUUCAAAAAAUAUUUUAUGGGAACUUGUUCCAAGCUGAAGGAACUCAUGUAAAAACUCACUCCCUGGGGAACCACUUUCUUGCAGUCUCACAUCUGAAACAAAGGAGGAAUUUUCUUUGGGUAAACUCAAAGCAGAAAGCUCAGGGUCACAAACUAGGAUUUCCCUCGCCUGCAGGACAGCUUGUAUACUGAAAGGCCCUCCAUUUCCAGCAGAUGUACGGAGACUCUGUUAUAUAACCCACACAUUUGUUGUCCUGUCAGGCCAGGAUGUGGAGUCAACCUCAGUGAAAUUAAGGACAGCGAAAGGUCCUCCUCAGAUCACAAGACUUUAAUGAAUUCAGAAUGGAUAUUAAAGACAGCUCUGGAAGGUGGUCUAGUCACUCAUUAUUCUCCUGUGGGAAGGCUUUAGUGGUUAAACCAGAUUAGCUAAAUGCUGUCAUUUCAUAAGUCACUUGUGAUUAAGAGCAACCAGUCUGGUUUUGUGCUCCCCUUCUUCAAAGAGAAGCACAUGAAGCAGGAAUGAAGGGGUGGGCGAGUAUUUAUUUACUAGAUUUACACUCCUCUGCCAAUGUGCUCAAAUCAAGUUUACAAAAAUAAUGCCUUACAACAACAUGGCUGAUGUUAAAGUAAAAAAAAAAAAAAAAAAAAAAAGGAAUAAUGUGGGAAGGGGGCAAAUUUAUGCAGGGUUACAUGGAGCAAAUCCCAGGAAGCCCAGUGAGACUUAUUUCUGAGAAAUAGGCACAGGAUCAGGCAGUCAAGUUCCAGUUCUUAGGUUGCAUACACAUUAUAGGCUUAAAGCACACCCAAAGCACGUUUAGCGCUGUGGUCUAAACCACUGAGCCUCUUGGGCUUCCCAAUCAGGUCAGCGGUUCGAAUCCCCACAGUGGAGUGAGCUCCCGUUGCUCUGUCCCAGCUCCUGCCAAACCUAGCAGGUGGAAAGCACGCCAGUGCAAGUAGAUAAAUAGGAACUGCAGUGGCGGGAAGGUAAAUGGCAUUUCCAUGUGCUCUGGUUUCUGUCACGGUGUUCCGUUCACUAGAAGCAGUUCAGUCAUGCUGGCCACAUGACCCAGAAAGCUGUCUGUGGACAAACGCUGACUCCAUCAGCUUGAAAGUGAGAUCAGCGCCUCAACUCCAUAGUCACCUUUGACUGGACUUAAUCGUCCAGGGGUCCUUGAACAUUUUUUUUUUACCUUCCUUCAAGAGUGUGGUGCUUGGCCCCAGCUAGGACAGUGGUGGGGGCCCUUAUCGCCACACCUGUCCAUCUCUGAUACAGCCAGGUGGUAUGGCCAUAGAUAGGAGGCGGGGAUCUUAUCUAAGCUCAAGGGCCACAUUCCUUCAUGGGCAGCUUUCCAGGGACUUCCAAUGGCCUGGCUCAACAGAGGGCAGCUUAAAGUUCUCCAAACUGCGGUACAGCUUCAGUUUUUCAUUCAGUGGGUCCCUGGUAGCUCCAGUUGCAGAGGAUCUCCGGUGGGACUUCUACCUGAGACCUGGCUGCCAGUUGCAGUAGACCAGGGUCCGUGAUGAUGAAGUCAAACAACAACUUGAGGUUAUCAGGUUCCCCAACCCCAGAGUUGAAAAUGUUGAGCUAUGUGGACCAACGGUCUGACUCAUGUUUAUAUGUUGUUAUUUUACAUGUUCUCUUAACACCUUGUGUUUGAUAGCCAGUUAAGUAGGAAAUGUACUUCAAAUUAGGAUUUGAACCAAGUCUGUGUCUAAUCCACUUACCAGUUUUUAGCUUCUCUACCUUAAUCAUUUCAUCCCUGAGGCUCCUGGUCUGCUGGCUGGCAUCACCAACUGCCUUUGUUCUUUCCAUUUCAAUAACACUUCUAACCUCAAAAUAUGUGGAGGAGUAGAAAAAUGUCCCUGCGGGUUUCCUAUGGCUGUCACCCCUCUUCAUCAGACAAAUGAAAAGAUGUUUCAGCUUUUAUUGCAUGUUUUUUUCUUGAUGUCUGCAAUUGAAAAAUUAUUGAGACAGGGCACAGAUGUUCGGAAGGUUGGCAUUUUAUUCACAUGAGUGUUAGAGUGGCACAGUCUGACUCACACAUCUAAGACGCUACCUCACUGGGAUCCUGAUCCUGAUCUCAUUGUAUUCAACAGGCCAAGAAUUGAUGAGUCAGAAACAAGGAACAAAGAACCUUUGA